This is a messenger RNA of Symbiodinium necroappetens, 792 nucleotides long. The record is from the annotation of a GenBank genome assembly. Lineage: Eukaryota; Dinophyceae; Suessiales; Symbiodiniaceae.
AUGCUGGCCAUGUUUUGCUACUUCGCGCUGUUGGUUGAUUUCAGUGCGCUUUUCGUUCGCUGCUCUGCCUUCGUCAUGAUCUCGGGACAGGUGCUUCCAGAAUUGGUUCUCAUGCUGGGGGCCGUGUUCUACUUGAUACUGGUGUUCGGGUGCGCCACGUCGGCUUCCAGCGAGAAAAGUUCUGAUUUCUCAAACAUAGCGCAGUCGGCGCUCAGUUUUUUUCAGAUCAGCAUCGGCAUGUAUCCAGCGGAGAACUUUCACAGCCUCAAAGAGUCACGCUGGAUUAUGGUGAUGUGUGUCGGAUUUACAGUGUUGGUUGUUAUUUUCCUCUCCAACGUCUUGAUCGCGCAGAUCAUUGGGGCAUACUCCUCGCUGUAUGACAGAAUGCUGGGCCUGGCGCGGCUGAAUCGGAUGGCAAUCAUAUGUGACUCAAUGCCUGCUGUCCGCCGCUCUCGCUUCCGACGCUUUGUGGAGGCGUUGAGGCUAGACGAGCGCAUGGAGUUCGGCGAAGGUGAUGUUGGGCUGCCAGGUUGCAUUCAAAUCUUGGAGCCCGGCAAUUUGAACCCGACCAACCAGGACUCCAUCAUGCGCUUCGGUGGGUCCACCUCUCCUAAGAUGCCAUGGCCUGAAGACGAGGAGGAUGCAUCCGGAAGCUUGGCAGAGAGGCUUGACAAUCUGACGAAGAUCUGGAAAAAAGCCAUGAGGAGGAUAGAGAAGAAGAGAGACAAAGGUGGUCGGAGGGAUGGCUCCAGCUCCGUUUCUGCUGCUCGUCCAGUAAGGAAGAAACCGUAG